ACGAAAACAUUAAAAAAAUAUAUUCAUUAAUACUGAAAAUCUCUUGAAACCAAUGAUCCUAGUUCUAUAUACUCUCUCUCUCUAAAUAUAUGUCUUCACAGUAGCCUUUCCAUGGCUGCAAUCUAUCGUAACUAUGAUUGUAAAAUGUCGGUUGAAUAGUUCCCAAUAAUGUCGUAUCGCGACACAACGAAACCCACCUGAAAAACCUUAAAGACUGUUGAAACCUAUAUAAUACAUUGACAAGUAAUAUACAUAAUUUAGUUACUAUACAAUGAAUGGACACAAUAAUGGCCAUAAUGGUUCAAGCUUCAAUGGACGAUAUAAUAAACAACCUCGAGAUCCAAAAGAAGCAGAACGAUUGGCUGCUUAUAAACAAAAUUUAGAACAACAAUUAGCAUCUCAAGAAAAGAAAACUGCCUUUAGAAGAAUAGUUGAUCAUGGAAAUAAUAUGGGAAGAUGGUAUAUCAAUAAAAAUUUAGGAUUGAAUAUCAAACAACAACCGGUGGGGAAAGUCCGUCCCGAUUCAGCAUAUUUAAUUGAUCUAAUGCCUUCUUUAGCUUAUGCAUCAUCAUCAAACCUUUCACGUAAUAAUAAUAAAACCAAUAUGGGAAUAAUGGAUAUUGAAAGUAAAUUUGUACAUUUAUCCUCCAAUAAAGUUAAACAUUCUAUUAAUGCGAUUAAGUGGACUCCAGAAGGGAGAAGAUUACUCGUAGCUUCUCAUUCUGGAGAAUUUACCAUUUGGAAUGGUAUGACUUUUAAUUUUGAAACUAUUAUGCAAGCUCAUGAUUCUCCAAUUUUAGCUUUAGAAUAUAGUCAUAAUGAUGAAUGGUUAUUGAGUGGUGAUCAAAAUGGUGGAGUUAAAUUCUGGCAACCUAAUUUUAAUAAUGUUAAUAAUAUAACGGCUCAUCCUUCUGGAGUAAGAGAUAUAGCUUUCAGUCCAAAUGAUUCAAAAUUCUUAACUUGUGGUGAUGAUUCAACAAUUAAGAUUUGGAAUUUUAAUAAUGGUCAGGAAGAGAGAACUUUAACUGGGCAUCAUUGGGAAGUCAAAUCGGCUGAUUGGCAUAGUAAUUUAGGUCUUAUUGUUAGUGGUUCUAAAGAUAAUUUAGUUAAACUAUGGGAUCCUCGUAGUGCAACAUGUGUAUCAACUUUACAUGGUUUUAAACAUACUGUGAAUAAGACUCGAUUUCAACCUACAGGUACAAAGAGAUUAUUGGCAGCAGUUUCAAGAGAUAGAUCUUGUAGAAUCUUUGAUUUAAGAACUAUGAAAGAUAUAAUUGUAUUACGAGAUCAUGAGACUGAUUUAUCAUGUGUAGCUUGGCAUCCACAACAUGCAUCUAUGAUAACAACAGCUGCUUUCAAUGGAGCUAUGAACCAUUACUUAUUAGACUCAUAUAUUCCUGGUUCUGAUGCUACAACUAAUUCAAGUAGUACUACUAAAAAUAAAUUAGAUACUACCUAUACAACUUCAGCUAUCGAUACAUUAGAAGCAGUUCAUAGAAUUCCAUUUGCUCAUGAAAAGGCUAUUCUUACUUUAGAAUAUCAUCCUAUGGGACACUUACUUGCUACUGCAGGAAGUGAUAAAACUGCUAGAUUUUGGUCAAGAGGUAGACCAAAUGAUCCUAGAUCUUAUAAAGAUGCUGUAUACACUGAUAAAAAGACUGGUGCAUGGUAUUAUCUUGCUAAUAAUAAUGUUAAUGCCAUUAUUGCUGAUGAUGAAGGAACGGCAGCCACUGGUGCUAAUACUUCAUUGUUGAAUUUACAACCUAGAAAUGAUAAUACUUUACCUGGAUUGAAAUCAUCUUCAAUGAUGAUUCCUGGUCUUAAUAAUUUAUAAUGUCAUGUAACGAUAAUUUAAUAUAAGAAUCAUAUUUAGAAUAUUACAGUACAGUGGGGUGAAGAAGCACACGGCUACAAAUACCUCUUUAGAGAUGUACCUUACAGCAUAAAGAUGAUCUGAUAUUACUUAAUUCCGUUUUGGAUCUUGUAAGUUUAUCCGGAAUGCAUAAUCUCUUACAAAAUCUGAAACAAAAAAAAAAUAAGUGUCUGGUGAUACACAUACAUC
Messenger RNA from Scheffersomyces amazonensis, 2062 nucleotides. Its product is annotated as cleavage polyadenylation factor subunit. The transcript has a single exon. Gene Ontology annotation, cellular component: mRNA cleavage and polyadenylation specificity factor complex. Bases 272 to 1834 code for a protein of 520 amino acids. NCBI's taxonomy places the organism in Eukaryota, Fungi, Ascomycota, Pichiomycetes, Serinales, Debaryomycetaceae. Gene Ontology annotation, molecular function: protein binding. The record is from RefSeq and is a predicted model, not a curated record.